This is a messenger RNA of Nasonia vitripennis (jewel wasp), 725 nucleotides long. RefSeq names its product 39S ribosomal protein L35, mitochondrial (gene mRpL35). Gene Ontology annotation, molecular function: structural constituent of ribosome. Gene Ontology annotation, cellular component: mitochondrion; ribosome. The transcript is spliced from 4 exons. The record is from RefSeq and is a predicted model, not a curated record. Gene Ontology annotation, biological process: translation. Bases 70 to 648 code for a protein of 192 amino acids. NCBI's taxonomy places the organism in Eukaryota, Metazoa, Arthropoda, Insecta, Hymenoptera, Pteromalidae.
CGGCACGCGGAAAAACAGCUGGUCGUGCGAUCUUAGAUCUUAGUCGCAGCGGCAGCAGCAGCGCCGACGAUGAGUGCAAGUAUGCUGCGGCUGGUCAGCGCAGCGCUGAGAGACAGCGCGAAGAGAGUUUUUACGACGAAUUUAAAUAACUUUGUGGGUAAUCCGUUGGCGAAUCAAGUGCGAUGUUUGAGUGCGUUUGCUAAGCAGCUCCAAUGCCCGGACGUUAUAAACUCACGAAAUGCCGGCACUGGUAUACUGAGUGAUUCGCUCAACAAGCUGCUACUUCCGCAAGCACAAACGCCAACUGUCCCAUGCAGAACAGUCACGAAGUUCUCCUUGACCAAGGGAAAGCGAAAAUCCGUCAAAACGGUUCUGAAAAGAUUCUACCGUUUGCAUUGGGGAAUAUGGAUCCGAACGAGAGCCGGUCGUCACAGGCAUCUUUGGAAAAAAAGUAACGCCCAAAGGAGGCGAUCAAAGCAGCACGUUUUCACCAAUGCCUCUCAGUCCUGGAUGUUGGAUAAGAUGGUGACGAAAUUCUGGAGACGUCCAAAGCACUGGGUAGACGAUCCUUACAAUCCGUAUCACACGAGGGAAGAGUUUAUGUACACUCGAAAGAAGCCCAAACCGUUGCCGGAUGAUUUCGUUUAAAUUUAGAGAUAAAUUGUUGAUUAAAGUUUAAGGUAUACCGCUACUAACGCUGAAUAAAUUUACUUUGUUUCUUAUAA